CUUGUCUCUCUUCCUCCCACUUUCCCAGCUCACAAACUUUACCAUAACAGACUCAUACUGGUGUUCCCAUAAUGACCCCCAUGUGUCCAGACCAGCACUGUGAAGAAACACUUUCACUGUUUUUUCAAGGGUACAUUCACACCCCCUUCCUCUUUACUUUGCUAAAUAUAACUCGUACUUGAAAUCAAAUCGUUUAGCUGAACCUCGACUGGCCGUAUUGGGUCGAGUGUUCGACUGUAUGCUCUGUAUCUCCGGUUAAUGUUGAGUGAAUCCUGUCCGACACAGCAGAGAGAAAGAGGGGGAAAAAAGGUGAGCGUGUACAAUAUCUGUGUUGGAGACAGUAUCACUAAUCUGUCUCAGGCUGCACUUAAAGACGUGUCCCCUGUUGAGUCGGCAGCGGGAGUUGUCUGGAUUGGCGUUUUAUAGACGCACUGUAUUUUAGCACCAGCCCUGCUCCGUGUAGAUGGUAUAUCUAUUCAUCCUGUUGAUGUCACUGACAUGGAGACAAAUACAGUCCGCUCUGUCUCUUAUUCACCCAUGGAUUUGAUGCUUGUGUUGUGGGUGACUAAGUGGCAUAAAAAAAUUAACUAUCUGUAAAAAACGGAAGCAACCCUCAGCUCUUUGGACUGUAAAGGACAGGAAGAAUUUAACAUCCAUACUUGAUCUGCACUGCGUUCCUAAUGCAGCUCAAAUGUUGGUUUUUAGAUUUUUCAUAAUCUCAUUCUAACUGUGUAUCAGGAGACAAUGCGUGGUGCAUUUACAGGGAUUGUUUAACAUUUAUCACUUGUACAAAACCUUUAAAAAACACAUAAAUGAAGCAUGCUACCAUUGAUUAUUUUGGCUACUUGUCAUUUGUUACACCCGGCAUUUUGACAUCUCACAGUAGGAAAGCACAGGCGUACGAAUAAAAUAAAUGUUGGCUGAAUUCCAUUUAGCUGCUUCAGUUCCAGGGUCGUGGUAUUAUUCAUGCACACUGUCAUGACUUACCGGGACACUUGAAUAUAAGCAGAGUCAUCGUCAACGUUGCUAAUCGCACCUUUUGAAGUCCAAAUGCUUGCUAAGAUUCCACCUGAUCAUCUGACCUGACCUUGAUGGAUUUGGGAUCGAUAUAGAUGGAGGUUGACGUGUAUAGGUCGCUUUCAGGCCGGGCAUACUAGAAAAUGUCACGGGUCAGGGUGGGCGGGCCAAAAAGUCAAAAAAGCAGCGUUGUGAGUAAGUUAUUUAUAACUUCAAGAAACAUUUCAAGCAGUAGUUUGCCUUCUCGUCCCCCUUCGCUGUCUCCUUUCCUCUUUACACAAAAUAAACUAAUCUGGAAUGAAUGCCGGAGUUUUGUUGGUGACAAUAAAUUGUCAAUAUCUUUCAAACAUUUAGCAAAAUUAUACUUCUCCCCCCCUAAGUUCCACUUUCAUCCUCUCAAGGCUACUCAUCUCAUUGUCUCUCAUGUUCCCUCAUCCUCCUGCUUUCAUACUCUCAAUUUCACUGUCUCCCCCAUCUCUCUCUCUCACUCACCCUUUCGUUGUCACCUGCUCUUCCUCCCUCUUGCCUCGCUGUUCGGCUUCAUCUCUAUUUUCUUAUGUUUUCCUAAACCUUUUUUUUAGUUUCCUUCUAGCUUCUAGUCAAAUUUAUAAGUCAUGCUUUCACUAUUUUUUUUAAACCCAGAACCCCCUGCUGAUUCUUAUUUGCUCAUCGCAGUGCCUACAUUUUCUCUGCGAUCGAUUCAUCACAAGGAUCCGUUUUCCACCCCCUCUCAGCUAGGCCUAACACCCAGUGGACUAGACACACACACACACACACGGGAGACGCACAAGAGUGUAGGUUGAGGUAAAACGGUGCAUUGGAGAGGUUUCUAAAAUUAUCAGCAGGAACUUCUCUUCUGCACACGUCUGUGCUGUGAGUGUUUGCAUUUGCACACUCAUUGGCCUUAGGUCCGACUACUUUUUCUCCCAAUCUCUCCGUCCUAACACUCUAUUUCUAUAUUUUCUCUCUUUGAUUUGUUGCUGGCCUAAUUGAUACAGCUAUCAGAUCAAAAAGCAAAGAAAACACCCCGCCCCCCCCUCCCUUGCUCUCUUCUUUACAUUUUUCAGGCAAAUGCUAAAUAGCCUCACUGCGCUGCUUCACGGAGUGCACAAAGAAGAACAGAACAAUAUCAAGCGUUAUUCAGUUCCCUCUUUUGUUGCCUCAAAUCCAUUCUGAAGUGUCUAUUAAAGGAGUCGUGGCCUUUUUGUCGCCCGAGCACCAGACUGCACAGGAGGGGGAGAAAGAGGGAGAGAGGAAAAAAGGAAAAGAGCAACGCAUAAUCUCCUAUGUAUGGCAGAUAAGAGGAGAGAAUAUCGCCAUCUUUCCGCUCUGCUCUCCACAUCUCCUAAUCGCUUUUCCGACGUUUCAAUCUGCCAAGGCCCUAAUGAAAAUAUGAUGAGGCGGAUCUAUGGUCCUCGGGGACGGAUGGAGGGAUGGGAGGUGAGGGGAGGGGAGGGAGGAUGGAACGAGGGAUGGCUGCAGAGGGAGGAUGAAGGGAGAGAAAAUACACUCUGUCCUUAUUUCUGGGCUCCGUCGGGGAUACAUAGUUCUUGGAGCUUUCUAUUUAGAUGUUGCUGCUGCCGGAGUCUGUCUCACUCUUCUGUUUCAUUCUCUCUCUUUAUCUCUGCCAUCCUCAUUUUCCCUCUGUAUAUGUGUGUGUGUGUGUAACUGGGAUAAAUGUGUUUAUUUUUUAGUUUAUAUUCCUUUUUUCUUAUUUGAACUCCCACCGGCUGCCUCUCCCGCCUUCUGCCUUCCAAGGAAGAUGUAACUUCUUCUUAAUCAUUCUAAUGCUCCCUGUUUUACCCCCACUUUCCUUUCUGUCUGCGCUCGCCUAUCUCUUUUUUAUUUUUUAUAUAAAUCCUGCAGCUGUGUACAAAAUGUGUGUGUAUAUAUGCGUGUCUGGCUGCAGAUGAAUCAAAGGCUUUUUUUAAACAUCCCGUGUCUGUUUCCCUUUCUGUCAGACGGUGAUGAUGACCCAGCAGGGCUGUCCUGGGUGCCUUCCUCACCCUCCAGUAAAGACGUGGCAUCGCCCUCACAGAUGCCCGACGGCUGCUGUGACCUCGGCAUGGCCACCGGCGGCGAGGAGGAAGGAGGCGCCGGUCUGCCGUACCCCUGCCAGUUCUGUGACAAGUCCUUCAGCCGUCUGAGCUACCUGAAGCGCCACGAGCAGAUCCACAGCGACAAGCUGCCUUUCAAGUGUACCUUCUGCAGCCGUCUGUUUAAGCACAAGAGGAGCAGAGACCGCCACGUCAAACUCCACACAGGAGACAAGAAGUAUAGUUGUCAGGAGUGUGAAGCUGCGUUCUCCCGCUCUGAUCACCUGAAGAUCCAUCUGAAGACACACAGCUCCAGCAAACCGUUCAAGUGCAGUGUGUGUAAGCGUGGCUUCUCCUCCACCUCGUCACUGCAGAGCCACAUGCAGGCUCACCGCAAGAACCGCGAGCACCUUGCACUGAGGAGCGAGAGGGAUGGAGGGAAGAAGGGAGCAGGAGGAGACACUGACCUGGAGCAGGACCUGUAUAUGUGUGAUUACUGCGAGGAGACGUUCAGCCAGACGGACGAGCUGGAGAAACACGUCCUGACCAGACACCCCCAGCUGUCUGACCGAGCUGACUUGCAAUGCAUCCACUGUCCAGAGAUCUUUCUAGAUGAGGCGUCUCUCCUCACGCAUAUUGAAACGCAGCAUGCCAACCGCAAACACAAAUGUCCUGUCUGUUCGGAACAAUUCCCAUCUGUGGAGGAUGUCUACUGCCACUUAGACAGCCAUCGCCAGCCUGACUCUUCGAACCACAGCGCUGCCAGUCCUGACCCUGCGCUGGGCAGUGUGGCCUCUAUGAGCUCGGCCACUCCGGACUCUAGUGCCAGUCUGGAGAGAGGCUCCACGCCGGACUCUACCCUAAAGCCAAGCCAGGGCAUCGAACGAGGCCGCAGAAGAAACAUCGACUCUGUGGAAGAUAUUGUGAUAAGCCUGGGUCAUCAAGUGGGAGGGGGAGGGGCAAACUGGGCUAAAGUGACGUACUCUUGCCCUUACUGCUCGAAGAGAGACUUCCACAGCCUGGCGGUGUUGGAGAUCCAUUUGAAGACCAUCCAUGCAGAUAAGCCGCAGCAGAGCCAUACGUGUCACCUCUGCCUAGACACUCUGCCAACGCUUUACAACCUCAACGAACAUGUGCGCAAAGCUCACCGUACCAGUGGAGGAACCAUAGGCACAGCGGUGGCGGCUUUUCCCCUGCUGCAGUUCACUAACGUCACAGCGUUCCACUGUAAUUACUGCCCAGACAUGUUUGGAGACAUCAACUCUCUGCAAGAACACAUCAGAGUGUCGCACUGCCUGCCUGGUGGGAUUGUGGCGGGGUCUACCACAUUAGAAGGGAACCAUGCCUUCUUCUGCAACCAGUGCUCCAUGGGAUUCUUGACGGAGUCUUCGUUGACGGAGCACAUUCAGCAAACGCACUGCAACUCCAUCGCAGGGGGCGGAUGUGUAUCUGGAGGAGGGGUGGCCAAACUGGAGUCUCCUGUACUACAGACUGCAUCGCAGUCCUUCAUGGAGGUUUACUCCUGCCCUUACUGCACCAAUUCUCCAAUCUUCGGCUCACUCCUCAAACUCACCAAGCACAUAAAGGAGAACCACAAGAACAUCCCGUUGGCUAACAACAAACGGCAGGCAAAGGUCGCAGACCUAAGCCCCGCCUCCUCUGACAUAGAGAUCUCCUCCCCGAAGCGCCACAGGCUGGGAGGGGACUCCACCCCCUCCAUGGGGAGCAACGGGGACUACCCGUGCAACCAGUGUGACCUGCGAUUUUCCAGCUUUGAGGGUUUCCAGGCCCACUUAAAGUCACACCUGGAGAUGCUGCUGAGGCGCCAGUCCUGCCCCCAGUGCAACAAGGAGGACUUUGAAUCCCAGGAGGCGUUGCUUCAACACCUGACAGUGCACUACACCACCACGUCAACCCAGUAUGUGUGUGAGAGCUGCGAUAAGCAGUUCUCCUCAGUAGAUGACCUGCAGAAACACCUGCUAGACAUGCACACGUUCGUCCUGUACCACUGCACUCUCUGUCAGGAGGUCUUUGACUCCAAGGUCUCCAUACAGGUGCAUUUGGCAGUGAAGCAUAGCAAUGAGAAGAAGCUGUUUCGUUGCACAGCCUGUGCCUGGGACUUCAGGAAGGAGUCUGACCUUCAGAUCCAUGUUAAGCAUAACCACCUGGGCCAGAGGUCAGGCCUCCCAGGGGGGCUCGGAGCAGGACUCAAGCCCCGGAAGUGCAUCUUCUGUGGUGAGACGUUUGGAACAGAGGUGGAGCUCCAAUGCCACAUCACCACACACAGCAAGAAGUUCACGUGUCGCUUCUGCGGCAAAGCUUUCCAGGCCAUGUCACUGCUAGAGAGACACCUGAGGGAGAAGCACUGCUUCUUCGAUGGUGGCAGCAUCACUGGCAACGGGGGUGGCACAGGGAGUGGCGGGAGUCAAAACGGGACGCCCAACGGGCUGGCGCAGACCUCCAAGCGAGGAGGAGGAGGAGGAGGAGGAGGAGGAGGAGGAAGUGGUGGCAAUGGAGGUGCAGGAGGCAUUGAAAGAGCAACAGUGGCGGCGGCCGAACAAGCCGACCUGCAGAACAUGCUGCUGAAGAGCGCAGUUGCGGGAGGAGGAGCUGGCCAGGGAGGAGAGGCAGCCAACAGCCACGAGGCAAGCGGAGGCGAGGAGGAGCUGGACAAUUCGGAGCCCAUGUAUGCCUGUGAUAUCUGCGGGGCAGCCUACACCAUGGAGUCGCUUCUGCAGAACCACCGACUGCGUGACCACAACAUCAAACCGGGAGAUGAUGACGCUUGUUCUCGAAAGAAGAAGGCAGACUUCAUCAAGGGGAACCACAAGUGCAAUGUGUGCUCCAGAACAUUCUUCUCUGAGAGCGGGCUUCGUGAGCACGCUCAGACGCAUCGCGGCCCCGCCAAACACUACAUGUGUCCAAUAUGUGGCGAGCGCUUCCCCUCUCUGCUAACCCUCACUGAACACAAGGUGACCCACAGUAAGAGCCUGGACACAGGUACCUGUCGAAUCUGUAAGAUGCCCCUGCAGAGUGAGGAGGAUUUCAUAGAGCAUUGCCAGAUGCACCCUGACCUCCGCAACUCCCUCACCGGCUUCCGCUGCGUCGUCUGCAUGCAGACCGUCACCUCCACCCUGGAGCUGAAGAUCCACGGCACCUUCCACAUGCAGAAGCUCUCCGCCGGUUCUACGCUCGGAGGAGGAGCUGGAGGAGGAGGUGGGAAUGGCGGAACAGGAGGAGGGAACUGUUCUGCCUCUUCAUCCCCUAACGGGCAGCUGCUGCAGCACAAGUUGUAUAAAUGCGCCUUCUGCCUAAAGGAGUUCAAGAACAAAGGGGAGCUGGUGAAGCUGGAUGUACACGGCCUGCCUUAUGGCCUCUGUGCUGGCUGCAUGAGCAGGGGCACAAACGGCCAGAGCCCCAGCCAGGGAGGACACGCCACGCCAGGGGACACGCAGGGAGAGAAGGCCAUGGGCGGGCUCAGGUGUCCGGAGUGUGGGGUGAAGUUUGAAAGCGUGGAGGACUUGGAGAGUCACGUCCAGACAGAUCACCCGGAGAUCAGCCCUGAAACCAGUGCAGCAGGAAAGAAGGCUGAGGCUUCACCUGCACCUAAGAAGAAGACCUACCAGUGUAUUAAAUGCCAAAUGACGUUUGAGACGGAGAGGGAGAUCCAGAUUCAUGUCGCUAAUCACAUGAUCGGAGAGCCCACCUGUCGGCCAGGUUUGUCCCCUUUCUGUCUCCUCUUAGCUCGCACUACGAGCAAGGCAGCAUUGUGCUGUCUCACUGCCUGCCCAUCAGCAUUUCAUUCUCCUGCUUUUUAAUAUCUCGAUAAGUGCUCAGUAUGUAUUCACUUUGAUUCUUUGGUGUUGAACACAAGAUACUGCCAGAUCCCAUAUUGUUAGCAGCCGUGUGCGGAAGCCACACUGCAUGAUGUGGAGAAACGUGGAAGCAGCUCAACUCAGGCUCAAAGUUGCUCGUAGCAGAAACCUAUUUGCCUAAUGAAAACAGGAUAAACUGUUUUCCACUGAAUCCCUUGGGGAUGAAUUUGAAUUUGACACUUUGUAGCCAAAUUUUUGCACAAUUACCCCUCACUUCACCUCAACUCCUCAUUCACCCCAAUCCCUGCUGCUAGCUGCAUGCUUCAUUGUCCUCCCCACCUCAUACACGCCACACAAACACUACACACACACACACACACACUCACAGAUGCCUUGUAGGUAUCGAGUGGCCACUCACCUGGAUCUAAGUGCUCCCCGUGGAGUGUGGUGGCUAAUGAUGUGUCCUCAGCAUGAGCUUUACUUACCUAUUUACAUCAGUGCACUCUAAUAGUGUUACCUCGCCUUCCCUAUAUUCACAUUCUUCACAGAUUUGAUGAUCAGUUGGGGGGGGGGGGGGGGGGCAUAACUUUUACACUGUGUUCUUGUUGGCCAGAUACAUGCGAGUGUGCAGGGUCGAGUUAUCUUCACUUAAAUCGUCACCACUCUCACGUUUCAAUCUCACCUUUUGCAGGCGGAAAAACCGUGCGGAGCAAAAGCGCUGGAUGAAUUCAGCUCACUUUGAGAUUGCUCCUCGAGUUUGCACUCAUCCGCCGAUUCAGAACAGUCGAUCUGCAUUCAGCCUGUCUGUUAGCCUGCAGUCAAAUCUGUGAUGCGCUUGACUAGUAAUGCCGGUCUGCUGUCUAAGCAGCCGCCCCGAGGGCCUCUGUGUGUGUUUGUGCGCACACACAGAAAGAUGUGUGCACACCCCCUGCCCCUCUCCCUUUCUUCCCCCCUUUUUGCUUUUACGCGCGCACGUACACACACAAGCACACACACACCUAUCUGUAUUCAUGUGUAUGUGGGAGUGAGCAGGGUCUGGUGUGGUUACUUUGUGUCACUGAAGACUUAAUGAGGCGAAUAAGAAGCUUUUAGAGUCAAUGGAGGUGGAUAAUGUGGUUGAGGGUUCACUCGUGUGUGUGUGUGUGUGUGUGUGUGUGUGUGUGUGUGUGUGUGUGUGUCCGUGUCCUUGCCACCGGCUAGCAACGUUGUUGUUCUCUUCUGCCCGGCUGCACCAGAACUAAUGAGCUACAGACUACUCCAGCGUCUGCGUCGUUGCGUCUGCGCCUGUGUCGGCACGAAUGCUCUGGACUGAAGGAAGCGCGUCACUUAUUCUUUUCCGCGGCUUCCCGGUCGUACUGGUAACUGAUGUCACAGCGCAGCAUUUCACAAAUACGAGAGUGAACCGUAGAAUUUCUGUACCCAAAAAAUGUGGAAAUAAGUGGACAACUUGUCAAAAAACAACCCUCUAUGAAUUAUUGGUCGGAACACGGCUCACCCUGUCCUCGGCACACGUGUCCUUACUGAGAGGGUUUUCAUCACCACAGGUGAUGACAUGUCCUCUCAGAGGAAUGUGCUUAACUCUCAACACAUUGAUCAGUAGCACCCAAUACUACUGCUGCCAGGAUCUGUAAUGUUACCAUUACUGGUACUUCUGCUGACAAUAGACUGCGGGGUGAACAUUUGAUGUAUUUAUAUGCUAAAUUAAGCUUGUGUGUUGCCAAAGCAUCAAAGAAAAUAGUGAGCACAGAAAAAGAGCACAAUAGUAAUUUUAACAUAAAGUGGUGCUUUAAGAAUAAGAACUAUCAGCAUUAUUACAUGAAUGCUUUGCCAACCUAUUUAUUUGAGAAGGAGUCGUCUAGUUUGACCAUUUUAUGGAAGCAGUGUUGAUAUUUCCAGUGCUACUGUUAUACUGCACAUUAUAGCACAACGUUCAGUAAAAAAAGUACAUGUAUUAUUAUUAGUAAUUGUCUUGUCUAAUUCAAAGAAAUAUUAAUGUGAGUUAGAAAAUCAAAUUAAAUCAAAAAGGUGUAUUAUUUAUUUGAAUGGCCAAUUGCUGCAUAAAAUCCAGUCACUAAAAAGCAAUUGAUUAUCACCGUGACUUAUUUCUUUAUAGCAGAGUCUGAACCUAAAUACUGUUACUUAAUGGAAACGUUCACAUUUAAUGUAGUAUUUCGUUGGCAUUGCAACUCUCUCUCCUGAGUCACGUGUUGUUCAUGUUGUUCUCAGUUCAAUGUAAUGUUUAGAUAAUGGGAGUGAGGAAAAAAAAACAACAGUUUGACUGUGCAGAGUACCGAGCAGGAUGUUGGACUGCACUGUGACGGUAUGAGCAUAGGGACAGAUGACAGCACACACCCCCCCUCCUGUCUUCCAUCCCUCCCUCCAUCCAUCCUUCUCUACAUCCCUUCCUCCCUCCCUCCCUUGCCACCUGGAGCCAGCGAGCCGUGACACCAGAGGGAGGGAGGGAGCGAUGAUGAAGGGACCAGGGACUGGAAAGAGGGGGGGAGAGAGAGAGGCCCACAGAGGGCUAGAUGAGGGAGAGAAGAAGGAAGGGAAGGAUGAAAGAUGAGAUGGGGCAUAUGUAGGCAGAUGUAAAUAAAAGAAGGUACCGCAAUCUGUGUCUGUCAUUUUGAUAAUAGCUUUACUUUAAUGGUAUAAAAGUUAUACAUCAGAUAAAAGUCUAAAGAAUAAAGUAGUGAAUUCAGGCAAAAAGUGACUAUAAAACAGGUUUUAAAUAAAAGAUUAUCUUCAAAUAUUUCACCUUAAUUCAUAUGGGGAAUUUGAAUACAUGUUUCUUUUUCCAGCCUCACAUUUACAUAUUUACACACAAUCUCCACUGGAGCCUCUCCAGUAUAACCUCAGUCUUCUGCCCACAAGCCUGCUGGUGUUUUAUUGACCGGUGUUUUAUUCCGAGCAAUUCGACAUGUCACCGCAUGUCAUCAAAAGCAAAAUGCAAAGCAAGUUUGAAUCAACACGGGAAAACGAGUGCAUGCAUUUCUGACCCCCAAGCGAGGAGAACAAAAGGCCCGUGCUGUGAUGAUGCCGGAGAUUCGCGUUGAAUGCGGUCGUGAUUCAUCAGUUCUCGUAAAACCCUAUCAACAGCAUUUACUCACCACGUAUAAUUUUCACAGUUUCACUCCUCCUCCUCCUCUGUCAUCCUGUUUGUUUCUCUAACCUCCUCUGACACUGUUAAAAGAAAGCGCUGGCUGUCUUUUAGUCCCCGUAACCUGCCAUUGUCUGCUCUAUCGACUGUGCAUGAACACGCACACAGAGUUGUUAGUGUAUUUCCGUUUGUGUGUUUUGAAGGCUCGGAGCAUGGUGGUCCCCUGGAGAGCUCAUUUUGUCGUCUUCUCGCUUGAUUUACCUUCCUCUUCUUCUGCUGUUUAUUACCAGUCAUUACAAGCUGUUUGGAAACCUAAUAGGACACACUGACAAAUAGACUGGGAGAGACCCAACCAGGAUACCAGGCAUCAGAACACAAAGUAACUCUGUGUGUGUGUGUGUGUGUGUGUGUGUGUGUGUGUGUGUGUGUGUGUCGGAGAGGGAGAGUGUGCGCGUUUGCCUGAGAGAAUAUUUGUGCAUGCAACAUCAGCUAUCUUAACUCAUGUAGAGAAGUUCUCUGCUUUGUGUGAGUGAUGUCUUUAUUAGCCCUCUCCGUGUAUGUAUGUGUGUAUUUGAGAGGAUGGAGGGCUGUGUACCAUACUGUACCUGAACCCCUCCUUUGCAAUCCCCUCUCCUCUCUCUCUCUCUCUCUCUCACUCUCUCUCUCUCUCACUCUCUCUCUCUCUCUCUUCCUCUUUCUGUCUCAACCCGUCCAGGUGUGGCUGCACCAGCUGCUAAAGAGAACAGGACAAUUACACACACACACUAACAUACAUACGGGCUUCCUCUCUAUCU
Anarrhichthys ocellatus (wolf-eel) is the source of this 10762-nucleotide messenger RNA. It is a transcript of the gene znf423, whose product is annotated as zinc finger protein 423. The transcript is spliced from 16 exons. The record is from RefSeq and is a predicted model, not a curated record. Bases 2909 to 6871 code for a protein of 1320 amino acids. Gene Ontology annotation, cellular component: nucleus. Lineage: Eukaryota; Metazoa; Chordata; Actinopteri; Perciformes; Anarhichadidae. Gene Ontology annotation, biological process: regulation of transcription by RNA polymerase II. Gene Ontology annotation, molecular function: RNA polymerase II cis-regulatory region sequence-specific DNA binding; DNA-binding transcription activator activity, RNA polymerase II-specific.